CUUUGCUGCUCUUUAAACAAGGCAAACCAAUUUUAACAUGAAGCAUAUUUUGCUUUUAUUUUGGUGUAUUGCACUUUCUUAUGGACUCCCCAUCCUUUCAGAGAAGAGAAGCGAAGAACAAAACCAACAGCUUGCACAGGCAUAUAUCAAUCAGUUUUAUGAGCAAAAAGCGGAUCCGGGGCAGCGAGGAUGGAAGUUAAAUAAUUUGUCCUUCGUGGAUAAAAUCAAACAAAUGCAAGACUUUUUUAGAUUGAAUGUAACAGGAAAGGUUGAUGCUGAAACCCUAAAAGUCAUGCAGCAGCCACGAUGUGGUGUCCCUGAUAUUGGACAGUACGUCCUGGCUCUUCCUGGUUGGAGAAAAACCAAGCUUACAUACAGAAUUAUGAAUUACACGCCAGACAUGAAGAGAGCUGAUGUGGAUGCCUCCAUCAAGAAAGCUUUUGAAGUUUGGAGUAAAGUCACUCCUUUGACUUUCGACAGGAUGCACAGAGGGCGAGCAGACAUCAUGAUUGAGUUUGCAACAAGAGUGCAUGGCCGCUGUCCACGGCCAUUUGAUGGACCUCUAGGUGUCCUUGGGCACGCUUUCCCUCCUGGUCAUUACUUCCGUGGAAAUGUCCAUUUUGAUGAGGAUGAAACCUGGAUAGGCAAUUUGUAUGAGCAAAGAAGAUCUAGAAAUUACCCUGUUGCUCCAGAAGAAGAUGUCAGAAUUCCUAUUUUGAAAAAAGCCCCAAAGCUGAAGUCUUCUGCUGUUCCUCUCCCUUACUCCACCAUUAAAUUCAACUUGUUCCUUGUUGCUGCCCAUGAGAUUGGGCAUGUACUUGGCCUUGCACAUUCUAAUGAUCCAAGAGCACUGAUGUUCCCCAAUUAUAAACCCAUUGACCCUGAUGAGUCUCCACUUUCUGAAGAUGAUAUUAAUGCCAUUCAGGCCAUCUAUGGACCAUCACAAAAUCCUUCAAAUGAACCAGUGAAGCCAACGCUACCAAAAGCCUGUGAUCCUAAGCUACGUUUUGAUGCCAUCACUACCUUCCGAAGAGAAGUCAUAUUUUUUAAAGGAAGGCACAUCUGGAGAGUGUAUCCUACUGGUUCUGAAGUGGACAUGGAACCAAUUUCUACUUUGUCGCCUCUCUUGCCAUCUGGAAUCCAGGCAGCUUAUGAAAAUAUGAACGACCAGGUUUUUUUCUUUAAAGGUAAUAAAUUCUGGAUGAUUAGUAGGCUUCAAAUGCAGCCUGGCUAUCCCCAAUCCAUUGACAAGUUGGGAUUCCCAACAAACAUUCAGAAAAUCGACGCUGCUGUUUUUGAUAAAGAUACUAGAAAAACCUAUUUCUUUGUUGGCAACCAAUACUGGAGGUAUGAUGAAAAUACUCAGUCCAUGGAUGAGGAUUACCCAAGGAAUAUAAGCGAUGAUUUUCCUGAAAUUGAUGAGAAGAUUGAUGCUGCCUUCCAGCUCAAUGGUUUCUUCUAUUUUUUCCAUGGGUCCAAGCAGUGGGAGUUUGAUCCGAAGACUCAAAGGGUGAUUCGUGUAAUGAAAAGCAACAGCUGGCUUAAUUGCUAGAAAUUUUCUUAAAACACAACUCCUGUAACAAGAAAAUAGUAUACAGAUGAUUCUGUUAAAGCACUAAAACUAUGAACUGUUGUAUAUCACAGAUAAUACAUUUGGCAAGCAAAGAUCCAGUGGACCACAAAAUGGCAGUAAAGAAAUAUUGAAAAUUAGCUUUUUGCUGUCCGCAGGAUGGUUGCAAAACAGUUAUAUGCUUCUGCUUUAGCUGCUUGUAAACAGUGACUGCAUUUUCUUCUGUGACAUGGGCACUAAUAGUCUGCAUGUUUGCCCCCAAAUAAGAUUCACUAAGUUCAGGGAAUUGCAUUGGCUGGAGAAUAUGUGCCAAUUCAAUGCUAUGCAUUCUGAAAUAGAUUUGCCAUUUUUUAAAAAACUAUUAGCUUUUAAAAUAUAUUUGUAGUUGAUGUACAAUAAGACAAGAAAAUAAUUUUAAUAAAAACGAAGUAUUAUAUUAGAACAGGGGUGUCAAACUGGUGGCCCGCGGGCUGGAUGUGUCACGUGCAGGCCACGCCCACCCCAGCUCCGCGAAGGGAAAAAAAACAUCGCAAUACGUCACGUGACGGCAAAGUGACGCGGCGAGUUUGACACCCAUGUAUUAGAAAAUGUUUUUCAUAUUAAAUACAAAAUACAGAAGUUACACUUCGAAAAUCAUUACUGAACGAAAGUAAAGUUGGGUUGAAGGUUUUGAAUAGCAGAUAAACAUGCGCAUCAGCAAAUUUCAGUCGGGAAAAUCUGUUUUUAAUUCUUGCUGUUUGUGAACUAGAUAAACAAAUGGCAUGAUUUGCAAAUCCAAUCCGCAUAAAGUCAUUGUUUCUAUUUCUAAACAGUUUAAAACUGUAGUUGCACAUCAUUUUACACCAUAGUUUACUUUGGCUGAGUAUAUAAGAACUCCUCCUCUUCCAUCAUCAUUAUCAUCAUUAUCAGGGGUGUGUGUCUGUGUGUGUUUUCAUCUGGAAAAAUUGAAAAAGUGCAAAGAAGAGCAACUAAAAUGAUUAAAGGCCUGGAGGCUAAAACAUAUGAAAAACAGUUGCAGGAUUUGGGUUUGGCUAGUCUAGAGAAAAGAAGGACUGGAGGGACAUGAUAGCAGUAUUCCAGUAUUUGAGAGGCUGCCACAAAGAGGAAGGGGUGACCCUAUUUUCCAAAAUAUUUUCUUUGUCCUGCACCUGUAGGCAGGACAAGAAACAUUGGAUGGAAACUAAUGAAGGAGAGAAGCAACUUGAAAUUAAGGAGAAACUUCCUGACAGUGAGGAUGUCAGCGUCCCAGCACUGACAUAUAUAAGGAGAGGAGAAGCUUGAACUUUUGCCUACUUAAUCCCUUUGAAGAUUCUGUCUCCUCGGAGAUGGGAGGAGGAAGACAUUCCUGUGAUCUGAUGGAGAAGGGAUGAGGAAAGUGGCUUGGAAGAUGGCCAAUGAGACGCAGAGAAUUGGGGAUCAGAAAGAGAGGGAUUGGGGGGGCAAAGGUCAGUACUGACCGUGAAAGAGCCAGGGACAGAUCGCUAUGCUCAAUAAAGAGAAA
This is a messenger RNA of Pantherophis guttatus, 3071 nucleotides long. Its product is annotated as matrix metalloproteinase-27-like. Gene Ontology annotation, cellular component: extracellular matrix. Lineage: Eukaryota; Metazoa; Chordata; Lepidosauria; Squamata; Colubridae. Gene Ontology annotation, biological process: collagen catabolic process; extracellular matrix organization; proteolysis. The record is from RefSeq and is a predicted model, not a curated record. Gene Ontology annotation, molecular function: zinc ion binding; metalloendopeptidase activity.